AUAACUCCAGCUUGCGAAAGUAGAUCUCGCGCGAUUUAAACUCGGUUGACAUUGCACGCAGGAAAAUGGCGCCGAAGUAUCCUUACGAAUUGGAUGUCUUUACAGUGCCUCAUAGCAGGAUGAAGGCACUUGUACAACAAUACUGUGAAAUGUUAACUCUGACUAAUUUCUCCAGUGCUUGCGAAGUGAUGCAACUACUAAAGCAGUUGGGAACUACAUUCAACGAAUUUAAAGAGCAUGAAACAAUUGAAAACAAAUAUAUAAUGCAGAAGCUGCAGCACAAGAUGCAACAGUUGUCGAUUACCAACAAUGUUGUGUGCAAUUGUCACAAAGAUUAUAAACUGUCUCAAAUGCUUCAACUCCUUGAAGACGGACUUUCCAAAUGUUCCAAGACUGACCAAGAUCGGCUUAACUAUGGCCUUAAACUGCGCAUGGCACUGGAUGACUUUACCAAAGACUUUAUUCCCCAUAUGCAAGAAGAAGAGGAGAUUCUGCAGCCGUUAUUGGUUGAACAUUUCUCUUAUGAAGAAUUGAAAGAAAUUCAAACUCAAGUCAUUGAUCAUCACACCCACCUACAAGAACAUAAAGUCUAUGUUGCAGAAUUAUACCAGAGCCUUCUUCAUGAUAACUUUUAUGGUAAUACUGAAUCUAAAAUGGAGGAAACUGAAGAGAAAGAAGAAAAGGAGAUUGAUGACAAAAAAGAAACACUGGUUCCAAUUGAGAGUCAACUGCCUGAUGAAGUAUGGCUUCAGAUUUUCUCUUUUCUGAAUCCACUUGAGCUCAUGUACUGUUCUAAGAUGUCUGUAAACUGGAAUCGGCUUACUAUGGACCCGUCCCUUUGGACGGUAGUGAAUCCAACCUAUUGGGCUAGAGGUUUCUGGACAUUCAAAAGUAACGAUAAUUUGUUGGAAGAAGUGACCCUGUCUGGUGUCUGCCCUCAAACUGCCAUCCAGUUUGAUGAAGAUGCUGAUAUUGAUGAGUCUGCCAAUACCUCUAGCAAGUAUUUCACUGAAAGAAAAUUCAUUGCAUCUUUGAGUGAGAGUCCUUUUUUGGAACGAAUUGGUCAUGGAGUUCAGAAACUUGACCUAGCUUAUUGUCAUGGGGUUACUGAUGAUGUGCUCCGAGAAUUUUUGUCCUUUUGUCCUAACUUAGAGUUCCUGGAUAUUUCUCAAACAAAAAUCUCUGAUAAAGCAUUCAAAAGUCUUGGUGAAAAUGGCUGUGGCUAUAAACUACAACACCUAGAUUUUACUGGUUGCAUUAAUAUCACUGAUAAGACAUUGAAAAAAAUUUCACUGGUUAUAGGAAAUCCAGUAUUUAACACUAAAUCAUUCCCCAUUUUGAAACUGAAAACGUCUUUAGAAAUUGAAUCUUGUCCAUUAGUGUCAUCACAGUGUGGCAUACAAAAUAAAAACUGCUCAGAAAUGCGGUCAUUUAACAUCAGCGAUGACCUGUUGCCAGAUUGUUGCAUCGGCUGCAACAUUCCAACAGUUUCUUGUCCUUUGAAUGCAAAUAAAUAUGAAAAUGUUGUCAUUAACAACAGAGACAAUUUAAGACAAACGUUAAGGACUUCAAAUUCACUGAAGAAACUUCAUAAUGAAUUUAUGUCAUAUAGUGACUUUUUGACUUGUGAUCGGACACUGACUUUUGAUAAUUGUGUGGAAAAUUCUAAAAUCAAACCACAAUCUUGUCAAGAGCAAAGCAGAGGACUUACAUAUCUAAAUCUAUCUGGUUGUUUCCAUAUCACUAAUGAAAGUCUGAGAGCUCUCUCCACUUAUGGAAAAUUAUCGAAUUUAACCUACCUUGAUCUUUCUGGCUGUCUGCAAGUCAGCGGUGAUGUGCUUGAAAAACUGGUGGAAUCUUGUCCAAAACUGCAGCAUGAAAAUCUCUUCUACUGUGAUAAUAUUAGCAAUGAUCCUUUUGAAUACACAGCCAGUGGAUGUCAGAAUCUACAGUGUAGCAACAGAGUUUGCUGCCGAAAUGGAGAGUAAGCUCAAUUUGAUGAGCAGAUUCAUCCCAUCUUGACAACUUGUUAUGAUCAACCAACAGAUUUUCUUGUCUUCUACUGUUAAAGUCUUAAUUAUUUUCUCAACAGUUCUGGGUAAAUUUUAUUAUAGCCUAAUUAGUAUCCCAAUUUCUAAAAAUGAUUAUUAACUUAAACUUGCUGAGUAAUUUUAAAGUUUCAUUCUUCCUUCUCAUUAAAUUCUGCAGUUAUUAUUAUUUAUUAUUUUUUAUUUUUAUUUUUAUUCUUUUGCAAUUGGUGAACAACGGCAUUAUUUGUUCACUGAAAUUAUCAUCAGUGAGAGUGACAAGGGAGUGUAUGUAUCUCAAUGCAGAACAAACACCACAAGGAAUUUCAUUUGGAGAGCGCUAUUUUUUUGUUUUGUUUUGUUUUGUUUGUUUUUUUUUUCUUGCUGAUGUUUACAUUUUUUGCUAACGUUUAUUUUCAACGCACACAAUGAAUUUCCAUGCAGUUCUGUCUACCAGUUUCCACUCAGAAGAUAUCAGUCAACUCAAAGUUAUGGUAGAAGAUACUUACCUAAUGUUUCUGUGCCGUGAGUUCAAACCCAAAACAGUGCAGUUUCAGAACAAACUCUUUAUCUCCCACAAUCAAGCACGCUUACAUCCCUAAUUUAAAUUUCACCUUUUCAUUGAAGCCUGUCUCAUCGACCACUUUGCAUUCCAACUCAAAAUUCUUCCUCAUCUUUCAUUUCAUCUCUCUGCUGACAUAAUUUUGUAUUAUUUUUCAUUAAAACAUUCUCCUGCUUUGCAACGUACAUGCUGAUGAUGAUGAUGCUGCUUUCAAUUUUUUUUUACCUUUACUUUCCAUGAAACUUAUUCACCAAAAGAACUCAGUGUUAAUGACAAUUCUUAACGACAUCACUCUAUCAGCCAGUCUGUCGGAUGUUUUCAUACACCACACUGGUCACACUGCUCUACCUUGCGUCGUCGUAGCUUUCACACGAUGCCACCCUACCUGCUAAAACAGGCCGACAGGCAGCCAGGCCAAGAUUCCCUCUGAGUGGGAUCACCAGUCCUUACAGCCGAGUGCAACUGGAGCUAUGUGGAAUGAAGUGUUUCGCUUCAGAAACACAACACACCACCAGGCUGGGAAUCGAAAUCACGAUUGCAGCACCUUUAUCCACUCAGCCUCACACCUUUGCUAAUAAUUAUAUUCAAAGAGAAGUUGAAGCCAUCCAAUAAUAAACUUCCAACAUCUACUAGCUCUCUCUCUCUCUCUUCCCCCCCACCCUCACUCUUUCUCUCAUAGCUACAACUGUCAUUGCUUCCAUCUUAGAAGACAAAAUGUCAAUUUUGAUAUGUGAUACUCUAUGCAAAUCAUAUGACAUUCCUGCAUUUUGCCCAUCUAAUCUUACUGAUGAGUUCACCUAGUUUUCCUCUUCUCUACAUUUCAACUAAUGCUCCUAUUUAUAUUACAACUAUAUUAUAUUACUGUACUGCAAUUAUGUCAUAGGUUCAAUAGACAAAUAUGCUGAUUGCUUCUCAUAGGCAAGCCACACAAGUUAAUUAUUAUUAUUAUUAUUUUUUUUUUACAUGAAUGGGCAUGUGGACUAAUUAGCAGUGACUUGUUAUAGCUCUCAUCUUUUACUGGUUUCAGUCAUUGGACCGUGGCCAUGCUGGGGCACUACCUUGAAGGGUUUUAGUUGAACGGCUCAACUCCCCUCCCACCUCCCCAGUACUUGUUUUUUUUUGUUUUUUUUUAAAGUCUAUCACUUAUUUCAUUGGUCUAUUUUGCCAAGCCUCUAAGUUACAGGGACAUAAACAAACCAACACUGGUUGUCAAGCAGUGGUGGAAAUAGACACAAUCACAAAUAUGUAUAUGUGAGUGUGUAUGUAUGUGCAUGUGUAUAUAUAUAUAUAUAUAUAUAUGGGUCCAAUCCAUGCCAGCAUAGAAAGCGGACGUUAAACAACGAUGAUAUAUAUAUAUAUAUAUAUAUAAACAAA
Molecule: messenger RNA, 3963 nt
Organism: Octopus bimaculoides (California two-spot octopus)
Lineage: Eukaryota; Metazoa; Mollusca; Cephalopoda; Octopoda; Octopodidae
Product: F-box/LRR-repeat protein 5
Biological process (GO): SCF-dependent proteasomal ubiquitin-dependent protein catabolic process; intracellular iron ion homeostasis
Cellular component (GO): SCF ubiquitin ligase complex
Molecular function (GO): protein binding
Source: RefSeq, a predicted model, not a curated record